UGUGACGUCUGUCUGCAUCGGUUUGUUGAACAAUUGUCAGACACUGAACAUCUAGCAAUCUGUGGUCUUCAUGAGUUCAACCUGCUUCAGGAUAAGUUGUCAUGGGAAUUGAAGAUCAAGAAAAAGGUGAAGAUCGUGCCUUCCUUUCUGGGCAAGUUCAGACCUGCUGUGGGCCAGUGUUGUCACCAGUGCACUCCAGACAGUCUGCGCAAAAAGGUGGGACAAAACUCAUUUCCUGGCUUCCGUAACCUGCUGAGUGUCAACGAGAGACAAACCAGAUAUCGAGGCUGGCUGGUGCGAAGGGUUUGCUGUGCCUUGUUUGUGAGUGGGUGCAAGGUUUACGGGAGUCCUGCUAGCGACAGGUUGGAGAGAGUCUGUCAGAGCAACAGGGUGAAGAAGGCACUUGCAGCAGAUCACAAAGCACUUGAGGGGAAAGAUAGCCGAGGGCAGUUCAGUCUUCUUUCAAAGUUCCUCCCCCUCAUUAACACCUGCGUUUCUCCUCGCCUCUUAAGGUUCCUAAGCUGGGUGAUUUUGAAGCUGUUUGCGUCUGUGUUUGGAAGUAUCCAGGUUAACCUCAAUCAUCUACCAGCUUUACACAAAGCUUCCCAGGAGGGCACUCCACUGGUUUAUGUGUAUGUGCGUCAGAAUGCCAUGGACUGCUCUCUCAUCCCGCUCGUGCUCUUCUGUCACAGUCUGAGAGUACCGUACACUCUCUGCCCUCUGCAGGUCCAGAGCUGCUUCUUAAGAUCCCUUCUGCAGAAAAUAGGUGUAGUCCUCCUGCCACCCUCAAUGACUGAGCUCGAAGCUGAAGGGGACCCUCUGUACUCUGCUGUCAUGACUUCUCUGAUACGUGAGCUGCUACAUGAGGGUCAGGUGUUAAGUGUUGGUGUGUCAGCGGAGUCUGGCCUGUGCGGCCGGUGGCUGGCUCGCAUCAGGCAGCUCAUCAAAGAGGGAUCUGUCCCUGAUGUCAGUCUGGUCCCUGUGGGCAUCUCCUACGACUGUGUGACCAAGACCAACGUACAGGUUGGCUUGAGAUCUGUGUUGCUGCAGCUGUUGUCCACCUUUUGGAAGAAACCAGAAGGAAGUGUGAGGAUCGACUUGGCGCAGCCCUUUUCUCUUAAGGAGAUGUGUGAGUCCGGGAGGUGCAGAGUAGAUGAAUGGCUCCCUCUACAGGACCUGUUGCUGCCUGUUAUCCUCAACGACAGGUCUAACAGUGUGUUUGGCAAAAGACGGAUGUCGUGGCUUCUGCCUUUAAAUGCUUCUGAUCAUGAAGAGAUGAGUCCAUCAGAUCAAGACCUGAGCAUUGCUGUCAUCCUUCACCUCCUCUUCUUGACAACCUCCAGCUUGGCUGUGAUGUCCACAAGUCUUGUGUCCAGUCUUCUACUGUACAGACAUCACAAGGGAGUGAGUAUGUCUGUCCUGUGUCGUGAUGUGGCUUGGCUCACGGAGGAAGUCUUGUUCAGAAACAGAGACGUCGGCUUCGGGGGAAGCAUACCAGAGGUGGUUCACUAUUCCCUGACUCUGCUCGCUCCUCACCUCAUCAUUUCUGCAUUCCCAUCCAGGAAAGACCCUCAUAUCGUGCCCCGUCCCUCUUCCACUCUUCACCUCACCAUCCAGGCCCAAACGGUUGUGCACGCGUUUAUACUUGAAGCUGUUGGAGCCUGCGCUGUGUCGGCCAUGCUCUGCGAGGUGGUCUUCACUGGCGUCAGCAGCAGGGUCAGGACUGACGGCGUGAAGGGCGAAGAGGUCAAAGGUGACAUGGAGUUUAAUGUCGUGCUGGGCCAGUCGGAGCUGGUGGAGAAAGCCCUGCAGCUUUGUCAUCUCUUGCCUCCAGGCGUCAUGCCACCCUGUCAGUCGUCUCAGAGUUUCGCUCUGGAUGCUGUUGACAGUCUAGUCCGCUGUGGCAUCCUAGUCAUGGAAGAAGUUUCCAGAGACGUUCCCAUUUGUGAUUUCAUGAAGAGGGAGGGUACUCUGGUCUGGACGACCACUGACGACCCUUAUCACAGUGACUCCGACUGCGAGGAGCCGGAGUCGCGCUCAUAUAAGAUAAGCCAGCCGAGUCAGUGUCCGGACAUGCUGUUCUUCCUCUGCAGCAUGUUGGCUGGACAUUUGAGGGCGCUCUGUUGGACCAUCAAGGCGCUGGACCUGAUGGAUGCUCCUGUGGCCGAGGCUGAGUUUGUGUCUGGGGUACGCUCCCAUCUUUGUGACACAGCAAAUCAGAAGAAGCAGCACUAUGAGAGCUGCUCCGAGGAGGCGGUACACACUGCAGUUAGAACACUAAUAGACCUCGGGGUCCUUUCGGAGAAGCGUCAAACGGGAGGCGACUUCCUGGGUGUUAGUCCUUUGUUCCAGAUGUCAGAGAACAGAGAGAAGCUGCACCACUUCAUCUCCCAGUACCUCUACAAUUAAUACAGUUAAGUGUGACUCAAGGCCUCAGCUCUGCUUUGUUCUGUUGCAAAAAUUGACCUCGUUUUCUGUUGGUGUCAGGAAGCCUUUGUUCAUUUUUUAAAGAGACCCACGAGGAGUUAGGAUGCUUCUGCCUUUACGUUCAUUGUUUUUUUAUGAUGUAGCUGUGAUUUUAAGUUCUUUUGGUUUCAGAAUUUGUAAAAAAAAAAAGUUUUAAAAACCCUGCAUGAGAGGAUGGUGAGGUCUCUAAUCAGCUGUUAAGACUUAGUUAUGUUGUGAUGAAAGCAGCUCAAGUUUUGUUUUCUACAUGUGAACAUGUCAAGACAAAUAUUCUCGCUGACAAUAAACAAGUUUUCAAUUGAUGUAA
Molecule: messenger RNA, 2773 nt
Organism: Austrofundulus limnaeus
Lineage: Eukaryota; Metazoa; Chordata; Actinopteri; Cyprinodontiformes; Rivulidae
Gene: gpat2
Product: glycerol-3-phosphate acyltransferase 2, mitochondrial
Exons: 23
Biological process (GO): piRNA processing; fatty acid metabolic process; phospholipid biosynthetic process
Cellular component (GO): mitochondrial membrane
Molecular function (GO): glycerol-3-phosphate O-acyltransferase activity
Source: RefSeq, a predicted model, not a curated record